This is a messenger RNA of Penicillium pulvis, 1101 nucleotides long. RefSeq lists its product as uncharacterized. The transcript has 5 exons. The coding region runs from base 1 to 1101 and encodes 366 amino acids. NCBI's taxonomy places the organism in Eukaryota, Fungi, Ascomycota, Eurotiomycetes, Eurotiales, Aspergillaceae. Gene Ontology annotation, molecular function: transmembrane transporter activity. The record is from RefSeq and is a predicted model, not a curated record. Gene Ontology annotation, biological process: transmembrane transport.
AUGACGGAAUGCCCUGGAAGGAAACACAGGAAUGGCAACAAGGUUCCAUUCACCGGCCGCAUACCGGCAGAUAAACUCCGAACUGGACAUUUCACAAACAUCGGACUCCAAGUCUGGGAUCAUCCGGUCGAAUAUUUCUCGCGGGCGAUGGAUGGUGAUGUAGUACAGAUCGCUCCCACCACAAAUGUCGGCGGUGUUCUAGCCGACAUUUGGACUCCAAAGUACCGUGCUCUCGCAGUAACAAUGUAUGCGCUCACCCUGGUGUCACCUGUGAUUUCCCCCUUCAUGGGCGGGGCAAUUGGAGUGACAAAUCUUGACUUGGAGUGGACUGAAUAUAUUACUGGAAUGAUUAUGGCACUCUCGUGCAUCCUCGGGAUUGUUUUCUUGGGCGGAAGCUUUCCACCGGCGUUGUUGGUCUACAAGAGCCGUCAAUUCCGCCUACGGUCAGGAGAUUGGGCACUUCAUGUCCAGCAUGAAGACUGGGAUGCCACAUUGACUAUUAUUGACACCGAUAUGUUUUGCUGUCGCUCCAUACGCGUCUUUUGUGUACGGCAUCCUCUGCCUCAGUUUAGCUUCAUUCCCGAUCGAGUUUCAAGAGCUCCGCAGUUGGAAUGCGCUAGUCGGAGCUUUGCCAUUUCUAGCCCUUCUCGUCGGCAUCUUACUUGGUACUGUGGUCAAUAUCGUCAAUCAGACAUUUUACAGUCAGCGAUUUCAGGCAAACAACAAUCGCCCCGUUCCCGAAGCCCGACUUGCACCCAUAAUGAUCGAUUCAAUAUUUUUUGCUGUGGGCUUGCCCCAUUUGACGUGCUGUAUCAACAGGACUUGGAUUUUUUUACCAUUUUCCAAGCCGCAUGGAAUUACCUGAUUGACACAUUCCAGAGAUACUCUGCCAGUGCUGUUGCAGUCAAUACGUUUCUUCCAAGUAUUCUUGCAGGAUGUUUUCCACUUAUUGCAUAUGCGAUGUCUCGUAAAUUAGGGACUCCUUGUGCAUUCAGUCUGUUGGGGUUUAUUGCGGUCGCUCUCAUUUUGAUUCCAUUUCUGUUGUAUGUAUACGGCCCGCGGAUCAGAGCCAAGGGUAAAUGGUCAAAAGCGUCCAUUUAG